Molecule: messenger RNA, 4312 nt
Organism: Centropristis striata (black sea bass)
Lineage: Eukaryota; Metazoa; Chordata; Actinopteri; Perciformes; Serranidae
Product: calsenilin-like
Exons: 13
Coding region: 1190-1963 (257 amino acids)
Biological process (GO): regulation of potassium ion transmembrane transport; negative regulation of transcription by RNA polymerase II
Cellular component (GO): voltage-gated potassium channel complex; nucleus
Molecular function (GO): potassium channel regulator activity; RNA polymerase II cis-regulatory region sequence-specific DNA binding; DNA-binding transcription repressor activity, RNA polymerase II-specific
Source: RefSeq, a predicted model, not a curated record
AUGCAUGGUCCUAUAUGUGACCCUGUGGUAGUGUCGAUGAAAAACUGUGGCCCCUCCAGCAUUUAAGUUGCCAAUCCUUGAUCUAAUGAAAUGCUAAUAAGCGAGCACUAAAUCGGUCUUGCAAUACCGCGUGUGUCCUCUGGUGGCGGUACUGAGUCGCAGUGGUGUUCAGUCUGCCUUCAGAGAGGAAGAAGAAAAGAACGCAGCUGUAUCCUUAGCAACAGUUAACAGCUUUAUUUUAUGCUUCAAGCUAAAAUUGACACUCAAACUGAGAUAUUAAGUUACGAGACUGUGAUUUUAUUCCUUAACUCCCGCUGGUGAUGUAGAAGUGUACUCUGGGUGAUUUCAGUACACCGACAUUACCUGUAUGUGGGUGUGGUUACAGGUGCAACACAUCUUACAGGCUGGUAAGAGGAGCAACUUAAAAAUUUUAACCACAAAGGACGGUGAAACAUUGUCUUAAGCCUGUUAUUUAUGGAGGAAAUUGACUUCAAGAAGACAAACAACAUGACUGGGGUCAAAGAGAGAAGAAACGGAGGAAGGCAGCCUCUCAUUAAGCGUGGGACCGGAGCAGGAACCCUCUCUGCCACUCCAACAUCUGCCAGGCAAGGUCCGGUCCCGCUCUCCUGCAGACCCUGGCAGUAGCUCUCCACUAUGUUGGCAACGAUGCGGUUGGGCCUGUAGCUUUGCCCGGGGUACACCUUCCUGCACUGAGGACAGGAGCCUGAGCCUCCCUGAAUGGGGCCCCUGGGGCCGGUCCAGUACCCCUCAAUGCAGCCCUGGCAGAAGGUGUGAUCACAGGGCAAAGACACGGGCUGCUUGAACAGGUCCAAGCAAAUGGAGCAGUGUACAGCUGGACCUCCACGUCCUUCCUCUCCUGCAGAGUGUGGCUGCUCUCUUUGGCCUCCAGUCUUCCUGUUGAUUGUGGGGAAAUGAAGUGGGUGGUGCAGAAGCAGCCACAGCCUCUCAAGUCCUCAGCAGAUAGUGGGGGGAUCUCAAUGGGCCACCCUUUUCCCUCCAGACUGACGUCACAUCUUAUUCAGGAAACUGAGGCGGACCGUGGAUAUUCUAUCCUUGGCUUGUUUGUUUAGUGACGUCUAGCCAAUCACUUCAGGGUCGUCUGAGGAGCGCAAGCAGAGGAGGAUUGCAGCAAUUUAUUCUGCAAAACAGCAACACACAUCCAGACGCAAUGCAGGCGGAUGAGAAGGCAGUGGAUGGCGGCCUGCUGCCGGAUGCCAACGGGAAAGAUCCAAACCCGGAAAGACAGACUGACGGCUCCAAGUGGCAGAAACCACGACUCACACGUAAAUCUCUCAUGAAGUGUUGUCUCGUCAAGUGGAUCAUCGCCAGUACCACGCAGCAAGGCCCAGAUGACAUCUGUGACGGCGACCUUGAACUCUCAAUGGUGCGUCACCAACCUGAGGGCCUCGAUCAGCUCCAAGCCCAGACAAAGUUUACCAGGAAGGAGCUUCAGUCGCUCUACAGAGGCUUCAAAAAUGAAUGUCCCAGUGGGCUCGUGGAUGAGGAAACUUUCAAGACCAUUUACUCACAGUUCUUCCCUCAAGGAGAUGCAACCACGUAUGCACAUUUCUUGUUCAACGCAUUUGACAUGGACAGAAAUGGCUCCAUCCGGUUUGAGGACUUUGUGAUAGGAUUGUCUGUGUUGCUUCGAGGCUCCGUUACAGAGAAACUAAGAUGGGCUUUCAACCUGUAUGACAUCAACAAAGACGGAUAUGUUACAAAAGAGGAAAUGAUGGCAAUAAUGACAUCCAUUUAUGACAUGAUGGGCAGGUAUACCUUACCCAGUGUACGAGAAGAUUCCCCCUCUGAGCAUGUGGAGAAAUUCUUCCAGAAAAUGGAUCGGAACAGAGAUGGAGUGGUGACGAUUGAUGAAUUCAUAGAAACCUGCCAAAAGGAUGAAAAUAUAAUGGCUUCCAUGCAGCUCUUUGAGAACGUCAUCUAGUUCCUGUAAGCUCAUGGAUCGGUAAUGUUGCAUAGUGCUUCCAGCCCCGAGCCUCUGGGCCUGAAAUAACUUCAUUCAUUCUGAAAAGAGAAAAACUAGGUUGUGCAACACUUUUGACACAUUUUAAUACAAAGUGGAAGAAACUAUUCUGUUUCAUGACAAACUGUUCUAUGCAGAGAAAAGUGCAGAAUUCACCAAAUCACAUGGAGAAUAAAUAUUUUAUUGCAUGACAGUUUUGUUUUUGCACCUAAAGGAGAUGUGAAAAAAUGUCCUCAUUACCAGACGAGCAUGAGUGCUUGCAAACCACAUUGAACAUAAACAAGGAGCUUCGAUGUGACCACCUUGUUAUUGUAUUAUACUGUAAAGAAAAUAAUGAUGUUUCUAAGUUCUUCAGAUUUUUGUGUAAACGUGAUACCCCGUCAUUGUCAUGCUGACCCAGAACCUGCUGAAAUAAAUAUACACCUUCACAUACUGAUAACUCAAUCGAAUAUCUUCUUUUUUUAUAUCUCUAAUUUCCUCGCCAAGAUAAAUAGUAAGUCUUAAAUUAAAUUAAGAAUUUUAUGGACCUACAAAUGAUCUAAAUGUGCUAAAUUCUUUCUACAUAAAGUUUUUAUCUUGUUGAAAACACACAAGGCUGGGAUUUAUGAAAGCAAGAUGUUCAGAUGGUUACAGUGCAUUACAUUGAAGUUAUGUAACUAUCCAGCUGAAAAAAAUCAAACAAAGUUCUAUGCAACUUAUAUCUAAAUUUAGUUACAUGGAAAAUUCAAUGUGUUAAAUGAUUGUAUGAAAAAUACUGAACAAACCGAUGAUUGUCCAAAGAGUGCCCUAGAUCGUGCUAAUCUUCUAUACCCAUAACACAAAGCAAAAAUUCAUAGUUCUUUAAUUUGGCCUGAAGGAAUUUCCCCCCAAUUUGUAGCAUUGUGACCAGUCUGGUUUCUCUGAACAAUCAUCUCUUUUGUUCUGCAUCUUCUGGGAUGUCUAACUUCUCUGUAGCAUCAUAGUCUCAACAUUUCAUGCAAAAAGGUCCAAAUUCUUGAAGCAAGCCAUCAUUGGCUGUUGUGCUUGUUUGCAGUAAUCUGUUUUUGUCCUGCAUGAUGGGGUUUUCCAUUUAUCACUUGAUAAAUAUACACUUGUCCCUCUGGACCAGACAUCUUUGACACAUUGAUGCCCAGAGUAGCAUUAUAAAUGCUGUAAACAAAUGUUGAAAUAUUUUUUGUUUGUUCGUUUAUUUUUAUCAAAGAAUCAAUGGUACGAAGACUGACAAAAUAUAAAUAUCAGAAUAUAGGUUUCUGGUUGUAAUUGUAAUAUUAUGAUUAAAAUAGACGUAAAAAGCAACAGUACAAAUUAAUUAUAAAAAGAAGAAUAUUCUCCUGUUAAAUUUCCUGUAAUAAUAACUCUAGCUUAUUGUGCUACAGGCCAUCCUUCCAGCUAAAGGGCCAACUGGUUAAUUCAUCAGGCACAGAUUAAAAUUAAGGAGACAAACCAUCAAUUUCUCCAGUCACUGCUGAGCAUUAGAUUCAUGAAGGCAUAAACAGCUUUUAAUAAUUAUAAGGAAGUAGGCAGACAAACAUACAGACCUGUGAGUGAAAAUAACCAGACAGUAAUAUGUUUGUUUUUGCACCAGCCUUUGCAUUUGUGUUGCAACUGUAUGUGAAAUGCUGUCACCAGCCAAAAUCAUUCAACCUGUACUGUAUUAUUGAUCUGGAACCAAUGGCAGAGCAGGGUUUGUUUUGGGGAGGAGCUGUGUUGAGUGGAUGUUUGUAUAGAAAUAAUACUGAUAACAAAAUGCUGCUGCUCUUGUUGUGGUUUGACAAAGGACUGCUGCUCCAGCAUCACAACCUCUGGGUGUGACCAAUCACAAAGGUAAAAGAAAUAAGAAUUAAUAUUCUUUAUUAUUAUAUGAAUUGAAAGUGGAUGAUAUCAGAACAUUUUAUUUGUGUGAUUUAAGAGUUAUAAAUAUGUUUUUUCCAGGUGCGUUGCAAUAAUACAGUUGCAUAUUCACACCUUUUGAUAAUUAAACAUUAAUAUGUUCUGUAAUUUACACUGCUUGUCAGAGUCAGGGGGAAAAAAACAUUAUAGAUGGGAGAAAUAUGCAUUACUCAGAUAAUGGCCAGCUAAUCCCACUGUUGACAGAGAAUGUGGAUAGUUCUGGAUGUCUGCUGUGUUUGUGCUGCUGAGCAUGUGACUUAGGAUGUGCAGUGAGCUCAAUCAAAAGCUUUAAUGCCAGUUUGAACGACAGCCAACAGACUUUACAAAACACUCUUUGUCUCUCACAUAAAAGAAUAAGUAUACCAUGCAGAAAUACAAACAUAGAUCAUUUUAGUUUUAUCACUCUCAGGUUAUUUACCC